CUAUCCAGAAUAUCAUUGGAUUCCCCCAUGGAGGAGGAUGAUGAAGACUAUGAGGUGAUUGAAAAUGACGAAGUGGAAUUACGUUUUCAAAGCUCACAAGACACAAGAUCUUCUGAAUAUGCAGAUAGACGAUGCUUAACCAUGAAUUCUGCAUCUCACUUAUUUAAUAACAGCUUCCUUACUACGAUCCAGUAUCAAGGCAACCACAGAUUAAAAGAAGGUCCAUCUGAAAUCAGGGAUUUCAAAAUCCAAUCAGAUAAAAGACACACCAACAUGGAUAACACAUCCCAUUUUCCAGUAGAUCCAGUACCACCAGCAGCGAACAAGCAUCGGUAUAAGUUAAAUGUAUGCCCAGGUACAUCUGAUUUUACAAAGAAAGCAUUUCAAUCAACCAGAGGUCCAGCUGUGAACCGGAACUUGAAACCACAAAGUCUCUCUCUUCAAGUCAAAAGUUUCAUACCAAGUGAAAAGACAUUACAUACACAAAAAAGCAAAAUGAAAAUGAGCCAUAUGCAAGCCAGUGACAUUCAGCCCAAUUACUCCCAAGAGGAAAAUGAAAUCAGCCAAAUUCCCUCUACCAGAGCUUUCUGUACAGACAAGGAUGAAGUUCACUUCAAAAGAAAAUAUUACAAAUCUGCAUCAGCACAACUCCCAGAUGAUGAUGAACCCAAGGCAGUAGCUCUUAACCUGGACCCGACCAAGUGCAAAUGGUAUAUAAAAGAAUUUGACCGGGUGAAAGCAGAGCAUGUUUUAUUACAGGAAAAACAAGAUGGCACAUUUCUGGUAAGAGAUAACGGAACACGGACAUUUAACGAACCAUAUAUUUUAUCAGUGUAUUAUGGAUAUAAAGUAUACAACAUCAAGAUAAGGUACCUUGAAGACAGUGACCAGUAUGCUCUCGGAACAGGUCUAAGAGGAAAUUAUAAAUUUAAUUCCGUGAAGGAAAUGAUUGAAUUUCACAAGCAUAUACCCAUAAUACUUAUUGAUGGAAGAGGCCAGAAAGAUACACCACGACCACAGUGUUACCUAACACACCCACCCAGCGUGAACGGUCCAAUGUCUUCAUUAACACUUUAA
Molecule: messenger RNA, 1077 nt
Organism: Spea bombifrons (plains spadefoot toad)
Lineage: Eukaryota; Metazoa; Chordata; Amphibia; Anura; Pelobatidae
Gene: CLNK
Product: cytokine dependent hematopoietic cell linker
Exons: 12
Coding region: 28-1077 (349 amino acids)
Biological process (GO): intracellular signal transduction; cell surface receptor protein tyrosine kinase signaling pathway
Source: RefSeq, a predicted model, not a curated record